This is a messenger RNA of Calidris pugnax (ruff), 3739 nucleotides long. RefSeq names its product protein phosphatase 1 regulatory subunit 37 (gene PPP1R37). The record is from RefSeq and is a predicted model, not a curated record. The coding region runs from base 180 to 2531 and encodes 783 amino acids. The transcript has 13 exons. Lineage: Eukaryota; Metazoa; Chordata; Aves; Charadriiformes; Scolopacidae. Gene Ontology annotation, molecular function: protein binding.
GCCGCGUCCGGCUCCGUGCCCGCGUGACGAUCACCAACCCAUUGAGUGAAAACACAAAGUUGAGUGAAAUUAAAAGCCAGAGGAACGUAUUUAACAGCACAAUUUACACCCCCACCUACUGAGAGGGGUUGGGGUUUGUCAUCCUGGGCCUCUUUUCUACAAGCUUUUCCGUUCCCAAAAUGACAGCUUUUGUGCCAAAGCACGGCUGGAGGAGGCAGGAGGUGCCGCCUGCACUUUUCUGGCCCCUUUUCUGCCUGAGCAAGACAGGGCUUGCUGCCGUGGACGUGUUCAAGCAAAUCUUACUCGGGUUUUGCUUUGUCCCUUUGCGUUGGAACAUCCUUAAUCCUUGUAAUCUCCCUGCAGGCUCCUCUGCCGGGUGGAAAUCCCGGCGGGUGGCUCCGUCUGACACGUGGAUGUGGACACGGGGAAGGGGGGAUAACGCGGACGUGUCCAUUCCUGCAAAUACCACCCUGAUCCCAAUUCUUACCCUUGUACCUUUUUCAGCCCAGAACGUGACUGUGGAUGAGAUCAUGGCCGCCUACAAGCAAGCCUGCCAGAAGCUCAACUGCAAGCAGAUUCCCAAACUACUGAAGCAGAUACAGGAAUUUAAAGAUCUGGCUCCCAGGAUAGACUGCUUAGAUCUGAAAGGGGAGAAGCUGGAUUACAAAGCCUGCGAGGCCCUGGAAGAAAUUUUCAAGCGGGUCCAGUUCAAAAUUGUUGAUUUGGAGCAAACAAGCUUGGAUGAAGACGGCGCCUCGGCGUUGUUUGACAUGAUCGAGUAUUACGAGUCGGCCACGCACCUCAACAUCUCCUUCAACAAGCACAUCGGCACCCGGGGCUGGCAGGCGGCCGCCCACAUGAUGAGGAAGACGAACUGCCUGCAGUACCUGGACGCCCGAAACACGCCUUUGCUGGACCACUCAGCCCCCUUCGUGGCCCGUGCCCUGCGCAUCAGCAGCAGCCUGGUGGUCCUGCACCUGGAGAACGCCAGCCUCUCGGGACGCCCCCUCAUGCUGCUGGCCACGGCUCUGAAGAUGAACAUGAACCUGCGGGAGCUGUACCUGGCCGAUAACAAGCUGAACGGGCUGCAGGACUCGGCGCAGCUCGGCAACCUGCUGAAAUUCAACUGCUACAUACAGAUACUCGACCUGAGGAACAACCACAUCCUGGACUCAGGCUUGGCGUACAUCUGCGAAGGGCUGAAGGAGCAGCGGAAAGGGCUGGUCACUCUGGUUUUGUGGAACAACCAGCUGACUCACACCGGCAUGGCCUAUCUGGGGAUGACGCUGCCUCACACUCAGAGCCUGGAGACCUUGAACUUGGGCCACAACCCCAUCGGGAACGAAGGCGUCCGCAACCUGAAGAACGGGCUGAUCGGGAACCGCUCUGUCCUUCGCCUGGGCUUGGCGUCCACCAAACUGACCUGCGAAGGUGCGGUGGCCGUGGCCGAAUUCAUCGCCGAGAGCCCGCGGCUGCUUCGCCUGGACCUGCGAGAGAACGAGAUCAAGACGGGGGGGCUCAUGGCCUUGUCGCUGGCUCUGAAGGUCAACCAUUCCCUGCUGCGCCUCGACUUGGACAGGGAGCCCAAGAAGGAGUCGGUAAAAAGUUUUAUUGAAACGCAGAAGGCUCUCCUGGCCGAGAUCCAGAACGGCUGCAAGCGCAACUUCAUCCUGGCCAAGGAGAAGGAGGAGAAGGAGCAGAAGCUGCAGCAGUCGGCCUCGAUGCCGGAGAUCACCGUGACAGAGCCUCUGGAGGAGGGACUGGCAGAGGAGAGCGGGGACAGCGGGGCCACCCCGGCUCUGGAAGAGGGGGAAGAAGCCGGGGAGACCCUGACGGCCUCUGAGAACGGGGACGCGGAGCCGGUGGAGGACGAUGAUGACAAUGGAGGUGACGUGACAGACUCUGAUUCAGACACAGACGAGGAGGCGGACGCCGGGUUGGAGACGAAGGACUUGAGCGAGCAGCCGGGACGCCCCGACUCCGCCGACGGCGCAGCCACGCUCCAGCCGUCGCCGGAGAAGCCGAAGGACCGGCCGCCCCCCCUGCGCAUCGCCGAGGAAUCACCGAGUCCUGCUGCCUCUGCGCCCCCCCAGGGAAACGAGAGAAGGAUUUCGGUUUCCAGCCCUGGGCGAGGCCAUAAAAUCUUCGUGGUGACGCGAGUGGAGACGCUGCCGGAUCGAGCCGCCGACGCCGCGCACCCACGGGAGGACACCGGUGCUGCCGCGGCCAAACCCACCGAGCCCCAGAGCACGGCCCCGGCUGCAAAACCCCAGCUCCCGGCGCCCCGGGCGAACGGAGCUGUUCCCGAAUCCGCUGCCGGCUGCAGCGCGGAGGGAGACCCCCGCGACACCCCCCUCCCCAACGGGCUGAAGACGGAUUUUGCUCGAGCGCUGCCGGAGGCGGCCUCGGACGGCGAGGGGAAAACGGGGAGCUGCGCCGCUGAGCACGAGCUGAGCUGCUCCAAGAACGAGCGGGAGCUGGAGGAGCUGCUCCUCGAGGCCAGCCAGGACGCGGGGCAGGAGCUGCUGUGACCGCAGGUCCUCAGGUGUCGAGGGGAGGCUCCGGUGUAGCUUUAUUCUAUUCCUACUCCACGCAACGACUAAGAAACCAACCUCGGGCUUCAGGACAAAGGGUUCUUUUAAAAAAAAAAAAAAAAAAUUCCCAAACAGUUUCCUGCCCCCGGACUCUUCCCCAGGCGCCCGACUCGCCCCCCCCCACGCGUGGAGGGACCCCGCUGUGUCCCCAGGGCCACGGAGGGAAGGGAAGGAGAGCAGAGGAAAAUGACGGAGACGGAGACGUCAGGGCUCCCGGCCGUCCCUGCCCUCGCCGACACCACCCGACACCUUUGCCUUUUCUUUUUCUAUCUUUCUGCGAGGAGGAGACCCCGCGCCGGGGCCGGGGCGGCGUCGGUCCCACCGGGAGAUCUCAACCAGACACUACAGGGCCCGAGGUGCCGGGAGGAGGAUCGCUCACCCCAGGGGAGCAUCGCUCACUAAAGAUACCCAGGACAGGCUGCAUCCGCAGCCACAAUGGUUAUUUAUUUUUUUUUUUUAAGUUCCUUUUUGGAACUUAAAACUUUUUCCUUUUCGUUUGUUUGUUUGUUUGUUUUGUUUUGUUUUCAGUAUAUAUUUAUCUUCAGCUGCAAAGUUACUGGGUUGGGGAUUUAGAGGAUGGUGUUAGAAUGAAUUCCUUCUGGGCUGACCUGCAACCGAGCUCCUGCUCCUGGGCUGUUGGAAAAAAAUAUCCCAGAAACACAGAAAAAACAGCACUGGUGGAGCCCCCCCCACCAUGUAACCCCCCCCUUGGGGCUGGGGAGAGGGCAGGGUUGGGAGAGGAGCUUCCUCGCAGCCGGCCGUGCCGGCACGGCGUCUUCCCAGCGAGGUGGGGACCCCCUUGGCGCGUUGGUGCCCCGAGGGGGGAGCAGGAGCCGGUUCCCCGGCCGGACACCGCGACCCUCGUCAUCCCCCGUCCCGGCUUCCCAACCCCGGGGGAUCCCUGGGGAAAACCGGCCGGAGAAGGGGCUGCGGUGGCCCUGGGCGCAGGGUGGGCGUCCGCUGGCGAGGACGCGUCGCUUUUUUUUUCUUUCUUAAGUGCAAUAAAUCUAUCAGGGAGCUGCGGGGGCGGCUGGGGGGGCGGCGGCGCUGACACUACGGCCAUGGAUCUGCUGGUGUUCGUCAUUUCUUUCUGUCGUGUAUUUUUGUUAACACUGUUUUCUAUUAAACGAGAUCUGCAUUCGUCA